ACAGACCUCUCCUCUCACUCCGCUACAGGCCGUCUAGGAGAAGUUACGAUGUAUCGAUGGAAAAGGUAAAGAACGCGGGGAAUGGAAUUUAUCAAUCAAGCUCACGACAAGUUGAAAAACAUACAUGGACAACAUGAUGCCAGCGGAUUAGGAAGCUGAGAGUCUGGAAAUGCCACAGUGCCGCCACUGAUGUCAUGAUGAGGACCUAUACCCGUGGGGCCCCCACAGUGUUCUUCAUAAGUCUAGUGUGUGCCAACCUUGUCCGGGCACGCGCCGAGAUAGACUCCAGUGGGGGCAUCCCUUUCCUGGGGGGCAACUAUGACGGCCAUCCCAUGCUGUACUUCAGCCAGUCGGACGUGGAGGACCUCCAGCGCGCCGCCGCCGAGACGCACCAGGGCAUCGCCGGCCGCAUCCGCGAGGCAGGGGAGGCCAUGCUGGAGCGCCCCGAGGAGUACCUGCCGCCCUGGGGCCCCGCCGAGUUCAGCGCCCGCUGGAACGAGGUCUACGGGAACAACCUGGGCGUGCUGUCCAUGUUCUGCCUGCUCUACCCGCACCGGGCCGGGGCCCUGGAUCUAGUGCGCGACUACAUGGAGCGGAUGGCAGCUCAGCCUAGCUGGUUGGUGAAAGACGCACCAUGGGACGAGGUGCCUAUGGCUCACUCCUUGGUGGGCUUCGCCACGGCCUACGACUUCCUGUAUGAGUACCUGAGUAAGCGGCAGCAGGAGCGCUUCCUACAGGUCAUUGGCAACGCCUCUCGCUACAUGUAUGAGAAGUCCUACCAUCGGGGUUGGGGCUUCCAGUACUUGCACAACCACCAGCCAACCAACUGUGUGGCCCUUCUAACCGGCAGCCUCGUCCUCAUGGCCCAGGGUUAUCUGCAGGAAGCAUACCUAUGGACCAAGCAAGCUCUGGAUGUUAUGGAGAAAUCGAUGGUACUUCUGCAGGAUGUGACUGAUGGGUCGCUGUAUGAAGGCGUGGCCUAUGGAACUUACACCACUCGCUCCCUCUUCCAAUACAUGUUCCUGGUCCAGCGGCACUUUGCCAUCAGCCACUUUGACCACCCAUGGCUUCAGAAGCACUACGCUUUCUUGUACCGGACUCUACUGCCAGGUUUCCAGCGCAGUGUUGCCAUUGCAGACUCCAACUACAACUGGUUCUAUGGUCCAGAAAGCCAGCUUGUGUUCUUGGACCGAUAUGUAAUGCGAAAUGGCAGUGGGAACUGGCUUGCUAACUUGAUCCAAAAGAACCGUGUAGUGGACGGGCCAGGCCAAGCAGGAAAAGGCCAGAGAUGGUGCACACUGCACACAGAGUUUCUCUGGUAUGAUCCAAGGCUAACACCCACACCUCCUCCUGAUUAUGGACAAUCUAGACUUCACUACUUUGAGGACUGGGGAGUGGUCACCUAUGGGAGUGCCUUAUCAGCCACGCUCAACCACACCUUUCUCUCCUUCAAGUCAGGGAAGCUGGGGGGACGUGCCAUAUAUGACAUUGUACACAAGAACAAGUACAAAGAGUGGAUUAAAGGCUGGCGUAACUUUAACGCAGGACAUGAGCACCCUGACCAGAACUCUUUCACCUUUGCUCCAAAUGGGGUCCCAUUCAUCACAGAGGCUCUCUACGGUCCAAAGUACACUUUCCUCAACAAUGCAGCCAUGUUUUCCCCUGCUGUGUCAGAGAGCUGCUUUGCGCCAUGGGAGGGCCAGCUAACCGAGGCCUGCAACUCCAAGUGGCUGAAAUACAAGCAUGGCCCAGCAGCAGACUGCCUGGGCAGAGUAGAGGCAGUCCUGGAGAGACAGGGGAUGGUGUUCAUCCGCGGAGAGGGCAAAUAUGCUUACAGUGAAGAUCUGAAGAUCCAGAGUUUUCAGAGGAACCUCCUCCUGCUUCACCCUCAGCUACUAAUUCUGGUGGAUUACAUCCAGUUGGAGGACGACAGCCCGACAAGGACCAUGAGCAGCUUCUUCCACAACACUGACCAACCUUUCAAAGACAUCACAAUGAAUGGCAUUUAUGGCGCCUUCAUCAAACAAGAUGAGGAGGCCUACAAAAUGUUUUGGAUGGAUGACACGGGCCACAGUGAACGAGGAGUUCUGGGAUACAAGGGCUAUCCCCGUGGAUAUCCUUACAAUGGCUCCAACUAUGUGAAUGUGACUAUGCCUCUGAGGCUCCCCCACAACAGAGUGGCUUACAUCUUCUUUGGGCCAGGGAUGGAGGUGCAGAGCUUCAAUAUGAGAGGAGACGCACAGCGAGUUGACAUUUAUCUGACAACCAAGGAGCACACCUACACCAUCUACCUGCUCACUGGCGAUAGGGCGACCAAGCCGCUGUUUGCCAUGGUCCUAGCCAACGACAAGAAGAUUGUGUUUGAGAAGGCGGCUGGAGUGCAGGACAGCGAGCUGCAGGAGGUGGAGGAGUACGUGAACGUGGUGGAGGACAACCUUCAGCACGUCAAGCCCGUCUUUCAGCACCUGGAGAGGCAGAUACUCGCUCGGGUGCUCAACACGGAUCAUUUCCGCAAGACCGCCGAGCGCCUCCUUCAAUUCUCUGACAAGAAGAAGACAGAGGAAACUGUCGAGAAGAUGUUUGCUUUGACCAAGAAGCAGGGCAAAGGUAAGGUCGGCAAGAAAGGUAAUCUUGGAGACAGACUUUCAGACAGUCUACCGGACAUUUUUGCUUUGAUUGAGGGCAGUGAAAAGAAGGAGAGGCAGAGGACAAUGAAGCGUGUGUAUGAAGAGGUCCCGGAGGAAGGGGACGGCGACUCUAGGGCUUUCGUGGAUUACUCCGAUAUCCGCAAAGGCAAGAAGGCCGGCUUUAUAAAGGGCCGGAAAUACAAGGAAGUUCAUAUGCUGGCUACAGCCAGGAGCGAAGACCUGUCCAACACCACCUCAUACAUACGGAUAUUCCUCAUUCUAAACAUUGCCACUUUCAUCCUGCUCCUGGCUGUGCUGUUGACCCGCUUCCAGAGGGCCCAAAGUCUGCACACCCAGAGGUGUUUCUACUGUGUCCUCAUCAUUGACAGCUUCAUCCUGCUUUGUUUGUAUUCGUCAUGUUCUCAGGCACAGUGCUGACAUCCUCACACUGUGCCGCCGUGUUGUUAAUUUAAUCCACACUCAAAACCUCUGCCGUUUACAGAGGGUGAAUAUGUGUUGCACACCCGACCUGAGCCAACCUAAUGGGGGUGUUGAGGAAAUGUUAAUUCCAAAUAGGAAUUGAUAGAUUACCGUGUUUAGCAAGAUCACCUUUGAGAUUGUAAGCUUCUGUGGAGCUUUAGAAUCAAGUUGAAUGAACUCUUGACAUGCAACAGACUUCCUGCCUCACGUCAAACAUCUCCCAGGCUAGCCACUAAAAUGCAGAGAUGUCAUGUCAUGGCCUAUGCAGAAUGGGAAAUGACACAGAAUGGGAAAUGUCCUAAGUUUCUCAAGAAUAUAUAUAAGUGUAUAUAUGUUAAAACAAGAUAUAUUUUUCAAGUUAUUUUAUACUCUUUGUAAUUAAAGUACAGAAAUCUGA
This is a messenger RNA of Sardina pilchardus (European sardine), 3504 nucleotides long. It is a transcript of the gene dse, whose product is annotated as dermatan sulfate epimerase. Lineage: Eukaryota; Metazoa; Chordata; Actinopteri; Clupeiformes; Clupeidae. The record is from RefSeq and is a predicted model, not a curated record. Bases 195 to 3065 code for a protein of 956 amino acids. Gene Ontology annotation, molecular function: chondroitin-glucuronate 5-epimerase activity. The transcript has 6 exons.